AUGUAAUUCUAUGCAUCGAAAACCAUAUUUAAGUUCUGACUUCCAGCAAUUGAUCUUCUGUAGAGAAACUGACAUACAAGGUAUUAGAAAAUGGCAAGCUGCAGGGCUAGUAUGAUAGCUUGCUUAAGCUUAAUGGUUGUUAUGGUGGGUUUAAUGAAGGGUGCAACAGCAGCAGAAUAUGUAGUUGGUGACAGCUUGGGCUGGACUCUUCCCCCCAACACCUCCUUCUAUUCAGAUUGGGCUGCCUCUAAGACAUUUCAGUUGGGCGAUGUAGUUUCAUUCAAUUGGACUGGAAAUCAUACUAUGGCAGAAGCAACUAAGGAAGAAUAUGACAACUGCAGUGACCCGGGAAUCUGGAGUACUACUCCGGUGAAUGUGAAUCUUAUUUCUGCUGGUUCUCGCUACUUCAUCUGCACCGUUGGCGACCACUGUGAGCAAGGCCAGAAGGUGACCAUCACUGUAGGAUCAUCCUCUCCAACAUCUGCUCCACCACCGCCUUCAGGCGCCCAUACAACUGUUGCAUCUUUACUACUUGGGCUCAUCAGCUCCACACUAGUCAUUUCCUUCUUCACUUGCAUGUGAUGAAUUCAUGUCAUCGAUUCUCUAUCAAGUCUGUCAUGUAAUUACAAUAAAUUGAUGUUCGAUCAUCCAGUAACUUGAGAUCAAUGAUAUACAUCAGUUAUAAUAUAUUACAAUUCUUUUGAAUAUAAAUGGUAUGAUGCUAUCAAAGUGUUGUUGGCA
Molecule: messenger RNA, 741 nt
Organism: Rosa chinensis
Lineage: Eukaryota; Viridiplantae; Streptophyta; Magnoliopsida; Rosales; Rosaceae
Product: cucumber peeling cupredoxin
Exons: 2
Coding region: 91-582 (163 amino acids)
Cellular component (GO): plasma membrane
Molecular function (GO): electron transfer activity
Source: RefSeq, a predicted model, not a curated record